AUGGGCUCUGUCACCUGGACCAGUGUGCUCAGUGGCAGCUCAGCAGUCUUCUCUGUGGGAAUUCAGAGCCUGCAGAACCUCUCCAGUAUGAGCAAGAGGGACAUGAGAUGUUUGACAAGUGUCUUGAGUGAUACUUUGUUGGCUAAGUGCGGCACUUCUGCCCCCAGAUGCCUGAACUUCCAGAAUGGCUCUCUAGUGCUGAAGACUGUGGAGAAAGAGGAUGAAGGAAAAUAUGAGUUUGUUUUUCACAACACCACCAGAGUUUUUACACUGCAAAUAUUUGAGCCAACCAUUGGUAUCCAGUGCUUUCCUAAUGGGACUGGAGAGGUGUCUUGCAACGUGAACAGCAACGAGAGCACCAGCUUUCGGUGGCUGCUGAAUGGCACCGUGAUGAGUGCCCCUGAGGCUUGUGUUAAGGAUGGUGGGAAGAAGGUUCGCCUGGACAAAACUGUGCCUGGAGAGCUUGUAUGUGAGGUUUACCAUGGGAACAGUGUCACCAGGACCAAGCCUGUUUUGCUCUCUUGCAGCUAUGGAGACCUGCUGCAGUAUCCGUGGUUCAUCUACAUCCUUGCAGGGAGUGCAGGGGGUGCAGUUAUCCUGGUGGUGCUUGUGUCCUCAGUCAUAUGCUGCUGCAUGAAAAGGAAACACAAGUUCAUACCAGUGCCUUCAGAGGAGGAGAAGGAUGACAGACUAAUAAUGUCUAUGAUCUCCAGUGAAAGUGUGAAGAGCCCCCCCAGUGGAGACCAUGUUGAGGCUCAAGCUGCCCAAAUUGACUGUCCUCCAAAGCCUGAUGCUGCCCAGACUGACCAAGAUGUUGAGCCUCAGCCACCUGUGGAAGAAAACUUGGCAGUGGAGAUGGAGGCUGAGCAAAUGCCAGACCCAGAGGUCAUAGUUGAUAUGGAAAGCCAGGAAAAUCCCUCAGACUGUUUCCUAGAUCCAAGUGAUGACUGAUCUGCCAUGCUUGCUGUUCUACCCUGCCUUAAAGCCUACAAUACUUGUCCUUUGCAUCCCAUAGUCCCGCUAUGUGUAAGAAUUAG
Molecule: messenger RNA, 1037 nt
Organism: Melopsittacus undulatus (budgerigar)
Lineage: Eukaryota; Metazoa; Chordata; Aves; Psittaciformes; Psittaculidae
Exons: 6
Coding region: 1-951 (316 amino acids)
Source: RefSeq, a predicted model, not a curated record